Oppia nitens is the source of this 2247-nucleotide messenger RNA. It is a transcript of the gene twin, whose product is annotated as CCR4-NOT transcription complex subunit 6-like. The record is from RefSeq and is a predicted model, not a curated record. NCBI's taxonomy places the organism in Eukaryota, Metazoa, Arthropoda, Arachnida, Sarcoptiformes, Oppiidae. Gene Ontology annotation, cellular component: CCR4-NOT complex; nucleus; cytoplasm. Gene Ontology annotation, molecular function: protein binding; poly(A)-specific ribonuclease activity. Gene Ontology annotation, biological process: nuclear-transcribed mRNA poly(A) tail shortening. The coding region runs from base 288 to 1955 and encodes 555 amino acids. The transcript has 8 exons.
AUAUACUGUAUGUUUAACCCAUACUUCACAACACAACACAACAGUUGUGUUUCAAUGAAUGUCUCACUGAAUCAUACAAUCAAAUGAAUGAAUGAAUGAAUUAUUUGUUAGUUUUUUUUGUUUAUCAAUCAAUCAAUCAAUCAAUCAAUGAAUGGUUUGUUUAGUUUAAACAUUGAAGACAUGAAUUGCAUGUGAAUUGGUAUCGGGAUUGCAGUCAUUCGGGUAUUUUGGCCAACAAUUUGUCAAUACAUCCAUUAAUUUUUGUAAUCCUUAAUGCAGAUAACUAAAUGUCACGUCCGGGACAUCGAGACCGCGAACGAGACAAGUAUGAGCCGCCAAACCCGCGCCGCACGCACUCUAUUAUGUCUCCCGAAGAUGUCCAAAAUGGCAAGAAAUCUUCGUGGCCAGAGUUAGAGAUAACUGGUUCCAUUCGAAACUUGAGUCCGCAGUUAUGGUCAAUGACACACUUGACGUCUCUCUAUCUUAACGACAAUAGUCUGAGUCGUAUUCCGCCAGACAUCGCACGGUUGACAUCAUUAAUGCAUUUGGAUUUGUCGUGUAAUAAACUGCGUUCACUGCCCGCCGAACUCGGAGAUCUAAUUUUGUUGCGGGAACUGCUCUUAAACAACAAUUACUUGCGAUGUCUUCCCUACGAAUUGGGAAAACUGUUUCAAAUUUCAAAUUUAGGUCUUAAGGGAAAUCCUUUGACACAGGAGUUGUUAGUGAUAUAUAACGAAAAUAAUGGAACGCAAAGACUGUUAUCUUAUUUGUUGGACAAUCUCGUCGUGACGGCCUCAAGACCUCCGCAGCGUCCAUGGAUUCCGUCGGGACAUCCCGAUCGUAGCCGAACGACCAGCAUUUUUACCGUAAUGUGUUAUAAUAUAUUGUGUGAUAAACUGGCCACUCGACAGCUGUACGGCUAUUGUCCCAAUUGGGCGCUGGCCUGGGAGUAUCGGCGGAAAGCCAUUAUAGAAGAAAUUCGUCACUAUUCAGCAGAUAUUAUAUCACUACAAGAAGUAGAAACGGAACAGUUCUAUAGUUUCUUUAUGCCAGAACUGACACGUGACGGAUAUGAUGGCAUAUUUUCACCGAAAUCCAGGGCAAAGACUAUGUCGGAGAAAGAGAGACUACAUGUGGAUGGAUGUGCUAUAUUCUUCAGAACUAAUAAAUUCAGUUUAAUAAAAGAGCAUUUGGUUGAAUUCAAUCAGCUGGCGAUGGCUAACGCCGAGGGAUCGGAUGAUAUGUUGAAUCGCGUGAUGACUAAAGAUAACAUCGGUUUGGCCGCACUCUUACAAACCAAAGAGGGCGCGUUUGAAGCGGGUAUGUUACCGGAUCCAUCGCAAGCGAAUCAUCCAUUAUUAGUCUGUACGGCACAUAUUCAUUGGGACCCAGAGUACUGUGACGUUAAAAUGAUCCAAACAAUAAUGUUAAUGCAUGAAUUGCGAUCUAUUGUCGAGGACUCGGCUCACAGUUUUAGACCGGGCGCCCAAAAAGCCGACGCUAACAGUAUUCCAUUGAUCUUUUGCGGAGAUUUGAAUUCACUGCCCGAAUCGGGAGUCGUCGACUUUUUAUCUAAUGGUCGUAUAUCAGCGGAUCACCCGGACUUUAAAGAACUCGGAUAUAAGGAUUGUUUACGUAAACUGAGUUGUUCUGAGCGAACCACUGAAUAUACUCAUCCAUUCAAAAUAACAAAAGCUUAUGGAGACGAUGUCAUGCCAUUCACGAACUAUACGUUUGACUUUAAGGGUGUAAUCGAUUAUAUAUUUUACUCGAAGAAUCACUUAACAGUGUUGGGUCUAUUGGGACCAUUAGAUCCCGAGUGGUUACGUGAGAACAAAGUUGCCGGUUGUCCCCAACAACACAUACCAUCCGAUCACUUCCCACUGCUUGUGGAGUUUGAACUCGACAUUAACGCCGCACAGACACUAUCUAAUGGACACCUUUUACGCAGAUAACACCUCCACAAUCACACAUCUGAUAAUUGAUUGUCUAUUUUAUGUGAAAUGAAAAAAACAUUUAUUAGGAUUCACUGUAAAAAAUGUCAUUUAUAUACACUUCUUGAGUUUUAUGAGCUUUUAUUCGAAGGUUUAGAUGAUAUUUGUUUUUAAUGGGCGUUCAGUUUGAUUAUUGAAAUAAUAUUUUUGUUGUUUUUUAAAAUGAAAAGUUAUUUCUCAAUUAUGUCGACCAAAAUGUUCGCCAAAUUAAUUAUUUUAAAAUUAAUUAUUUUUACUUUUAUUAUUCUUAUCA